Messenger RNA from Baudoinia panamericana UAMH 10762, 1512 nucleotides. RefSeq lists its product as uncharacterized. The record is from RefSeq and is a predicted model, not a curated record. The transcript has a single exon. The coding region runs from base 99 to 1409 and encodes 436 amino acids. Lineage: Eukaryota; Fungi; Ascomycota; Dothideomycetes; Mycosphaerellales; Teratosphaeriaceae.
UAAGCAAACAUUGACGACUUGCGAAGCCUACAUCCGUCGCAAAUGGUGCGCAUCGCGAGCGCAAAGACAUCGCCGCUCGCGCCUCAUGAGCAUUGGGUAUGGCCUUCAGCACCUCCGACCCUCGCUUCCGCCGCCGCUUGAAUGAGCUUGGUCAGAGCGUCGAGAAUGCCACCGAGCAGGCGCAGAGCAGCAUCUACAUCUUCGGCCAGAACUACAUUAAGCCCUGCUUUGACUCGGUGACAUCUUGUCUGACGACGUGCGUCGACGCCAGCUGUCCCUCGCUCAACUUGAGCCAGCGCGACCGAUUGCGGAGACAGCGCGGUCAUGCACGGAGUAGAGGGCGCGCGGAAUUGAGCUUUGAUUUCUAUGACGACUGGGACGACUUUGAUGAAAAUGAUGGGUUAUUGGGUUGGGGCGGUAAUGACGACUUCGACCGGUUAUUGGCGGGCAGUGGUGCAGGGUAUGGGUCUAUCUCACAACAGCCUGGAAGGCAGAGAGGGAUGAGCUAUUCAAAGACGCGGCGGAAGAGCGCUGCGCCAGCUGAAGGCGACGGAGCUGUCAUCACCGGCCCGGGCUUGUUUGGAAAGUUGUUUGGAGGGAAGGCGAUCAAAUACAGGCCGAGUGCGGCUGAUCUGCAGGAACACCCAGGCACACGGAGAUUGCGCAAAGAUAUGACAGAGGGCGAGGCUCUACUGGAAGAGAGUGAGGUUAGUGAUGCUGAAGGGUUGAGGAAGACCCAUAGGCGGGCCCGGAGCGGGACGGCGGGUUCUGCAGAGUCGACAGGCAGUUACAGCAGUCGAGGCGACAUCUUUCCUUCAGAUGAGGAAGAUGCGAUACCGCUCGAUGACGAGUUCGCUAUGGUGCUCGAGCGGAGGAAUACGCAGUCAGGACCGGAGACAGAGAGCAGCUCUGCUCGAACACGGAGCGACCGUGGUAAGCGGCCGUCGGCUGGUAGUAGAACUUCCACGCGUCGGACUGUGUCGUCUAGGAGUACGCGGAGCAGCGUACAGAAAGCCAACCGGAGUCGAAGUGGUAGUGGGGCAGUAACCACGCCCAUUGAAGAACGUCAGCCAGAGACGGAGGAAUUGACCGAGCCACCUGCGCUUAGCGAGCUGAAGCAGGAGGAACGCCAAGCUGAGCGCGAAGAAGAGGCGGAGAUCACGCGAAGACGCGAAGAAGCGCAAAGGCUGGCCGAGGAGCGUGGGCUAAAACACGAUGCUGACGAGCAGCUUCCCAGCAAGGAAGGCACGACUGAAGCUUCCGCGUCGGCUGCCACCACGACAGCCUCUGCCGAUGAGCCCAGCCAACUACCCACACCGCUGCCGACCGACGAUGAGGAAGAUUCUGCCCACCAGCUUCCAUCAUCCCAAUCAAAUGGGAAUAGCGCCGAGACGCCGUCGCAGGAUUAACCGUUAAACAGGUUGCAACUCUGUUGGAAUCGCUGACACGAUGAAACGCUUGUACGAAGUAGUAUGAGAUGUGUAGUAAUGUGUACCAAUAACGUCCUUCCGA